GGUUUAUGGUGCUGGAAAUUACGUGUACAGUGCGGUACCAUGGCAGGUGGGGUCCAGGCUGACAGCCGUUGAUCUGACGGACGGACGCCCCUGGGGUGCAAUGCACAUGUCCGGUGUUACACCUACACAGGUCCACCUGCCACAUGGGUUUGCAUGCUGCUGGUGUUUAUUUAAGCAAAACCAUAACGUAUGAACACAUAAAUCCAUCCUGGGGUUUUCGGAAUGCAGACCACAACUGUCACGGUCGAAACCGGCGCUUCUGUUUGACCUUCACACAGCAGUAAUACAGUCUCGGAGGAUUAUCCGAUCCGCGGCGCAUUAACGUCUGAUACCGUGAAUGCGGAACAAAUCGGACAUACAAACUAUAUUACAUCCCCCGUUCUCCUUCAAAGACCGCUAUGAAAUAAGAAAAUAAAACUAGCGCACCUCCCGGGCAAAAAUCCCAGAAUCCUCAGCGCGGUUGCCGGGCGAUGGGAAACGACGCCGGAGCGCCGAAGCUGUAGCCUUAACGGCACUGUAAGGCGGAUUAAGGACAUGUCGGUGUCGGAGUGUGCCCCGCAGCCCGUGGUCACUGAUCCUCGGCCGGCUCCGGAGCUCCCGGCCGGAGGUGCGAGGCCACAGGACGUAGUGGUGGCGCCUCCCACGUCCGGCGGAGAGGACGAGGAGGAUGGAAAGAUUAAGGAGGAAGGAGAAUUAGGAGAAGAUGAAAUCGGAGACCACCUGUCCGACCUGGGGACCGUGACGGCAGCGGAGCACGUGUACCGGUCCCUGUCCAUAACACAGGGCCUGAGUCCCAGAGGAAAAUCUGCCCUCUGCUCAUACAUUUACCUCCAGAACCUGGAAGUGCCGUUCAGCAAGAUCAAAGAUCUGUCCUGCGUCAGCUUCGUGCCGCACCUCAUCACGCUGGACGCCUCUCACAAUGACAUCACCAACUUCUUUGGAUUCCAGCCGCCGCGGAACCUCGAGGAAGUCAACUUGUCCCACAACCACAUGUCGGAGAUGAAAGACCUGUCAGCAUAUCCAUCGCUCCGGAGACUGAACCUGGACUACAAUAACUUCCGCGAGAUCCGAGGUCUCCAGCGCUGUGUGAGCCUCACACACCUCAGCCUGGCCCAUAACAGGCUGUACAGCACUCGAGGUCUUAACAGCCUGCCCCUCAGAGAUGUUUCUUUGAAGGCCAAUCAGAUCCAGAGAGUAGAGAACAUGGACUGCCUCCGGGCCCUGCAGACAUUGGACCUGUCCUACAACAGGAUCCAGUCUCUCUCUGGACUCCAGAAUCUGGACUACCUGGGAGUGAUCAACCUGGAGGGGAACCUGGUGCGUGAAAUUAAGGAGGCCUGUCACCUUCACGACCUGCCCUUACUACGGGUGCUCAAUCUGCAGGAGAACCCGGUACAGGAUCAGCCCGACUACCGCCUGGCCGUCACCUUCUUCCUGCAGAGGUUAACCACCUUGGACCAAAAGGAGGUGACUGUGGAGGAGAAGGUUUCUGCCAUGAACAAGUUUGACCCCCCCGCUGAGGUGGUUGCAGCCAAGGAUCACAUGGUGCACCUGAUGUACCACCUGAUGCAGCCGCAGGUUCUGCUUAACAGCACGCUGCCUGGGCUGGACACCCCCUACCCCAUGCUGGUGCUCACAGGACCCCAGGCCUGUGGGAAGCGGGAACUGGCCCACAAGCUCUGCCAGCACUUUGCUGACUUCUUUGCCUAUGGGACCUGCCACACCACCCGGAGCCCAUAUUUCGGGGAGGUCGACGGCUGUGAUUAUCACUUUGCCUCUGAGGAGGAGUUCCAGCGCAUGACUCGCAUGGGAAAGUUCAUCGAGACGAUCCAAUACAGGGAGCACCACUAUGGCCUGUCGUGGGAUGCCAUCGAGGCGGCAGCCCAGGACGGCCUUGCCUGCUGUGUGCACAUGGAGCUGGAGGGGGUGCGCAGCCUGAAGAUGAGCCGCCUGGAGCCUCGCUACGUGCUGCUUGUGCCCACAGACCUGGAGGCCUAUGCCUGCCGCCUACGUCAGCGUGGCCUUUACAGCCAUGCCCAGGUGCAGACCGCCGUGGCUCGUGUUGCUCUCUACGUCACUGUCAACAGGAGGCAGCCUGGCUAUUUCGACAACGUCAUCCCCUGCGAUGACCUCCGGGAGGCGUACACGAUGCUUAGUCAGGUGGUGCGGGAUUAUCUGGGCUUGGAUGAGCAGAUGGCAGGAAAAUCCACGCCUGCCACCAGUGCGGGUGACUCGCUGGCGGCCGAGAAAGAAAGAGACCGCGAUAACAGAGUCUUCGGCAACAAAGUCGAGGCCAGGAUGGUGCCACAGACGACCUCCACCGAAACAGCCGCCCUGCAGAGGCGUAGGCAGUUAGCGAGGGAGGCUGUCGCGGGCCAGAGUGCGGCCGCUUACACCCAGCUCUUCAGCAGGUCCCCUGUCACAGCCCCGGGGGGGGCCAGGGCUGUCAGCCCUUACCAGCAAGAACACAGGGAGAACAGCUCCCCGGAAUCCCGCCCCAGCUCUGGCCUGUCCACGCUCUCCUUGGCCCGGGCCUCUCUGGAGGACAUGUAUGACGGGCCGGAGCCCCCAGGUGGUCUGGGGCAGGACCCAGAGCAGCCGGCAGACCCCACCACCACUCCAGACAGGAGCCAGUUGGCAUCCCGAGGCUCCUCAUCCCGGCCCGGGGCAGAUGCCAAACCCAUCCUGCCCCCCAUCCCAUCAGGACGCAGGACCUCAGAGCCGUGAACAGGCUGGGAGAGCUUUGAGUAGCGUGUAUCGUGUUUAAUGUUACUCAUGCUGCAUCAGCCGUAGUACACUGUGUAGGACUGUUUUACUUUCCCCUGCCAUGAAAUGGUAUGAUACUCAUAAUCUAUAGUAAUAAAUGGUAAUAGAACAUCA
This is a messenger RNA of Paramormyrops kingsleyae, 2880 nucleotides long. It is a transcript of the gene lrguk, whose product is annotated as leucine-rich repeats and guanylate kinase domain containing. Gene Ontology annotation, molecular function: protein binding; GMP kinase activity. Lineage: Eukaryota; Metazoa; Chordata; Actinopteri; Osteoglossiformes; Mormyridae. Gene Ontology annotation, cellular component: cytosol. The record is from RefSeq and is a predicted model, not a curated record.